AUGGGCACCUGGCUAGCUUCGUCGGCAGCGAGCAUUGUGUCUCCCAGCAACGGUCCGAGCCACGCUAAGAGGAUGGCGUACCCCAAGUCGGACAUCAGCGUGAACCUCAAGGACCACUACAGCUCCAAGGUCUACACCUCUCUCUCGCCCGUGGCCGGCGACCUGACCAUCACAACCAAGCGCGAUGUCCGCUUCGACUCGAUCCAGAUUUUGCUCCUCGGGCACACCAAGACCCUGUUCGAGGGCAUGUCGGCGCCCCAAGAAGUCACCCACACGUUCCUCAAGAUGGUGAUGCCCAUCCCCGAGUCGACCUACCCCGUGCCGAGGGUGCUCCAGACCGGCGAGACCUACACCAUCCCCUUCAACUUUGUGAUCCCCAACCAGCUCACCAUCAACGCCUGCAACCACGCCCGGCUCUCGGAUGCCAUGCAGGACCACCACGUGCGGCUCCCGCCCAGCCUCGGCGGCUGGGAGCGCGACGACAUGGCACCGCUCAUGGCCCAGGUCGAGUACAAGAUCACGGCGCGCGUGCUCCGCGACGACGGCGACCACAGGACCCGCAUCAUGGAAGCCAGCCAGCCCCUGCGGGUCCUCCCCGCGAGCCCCGAAGACCCCCCGCUCAACAUCACCGACAAGGACCGCCUCUACCGCAUGUCCAAGACCAAGACGCUGCGCAAGAACAUCCUCACCACCAAGCUGGGCCGCCUCACAGCCGAAGCCCUCCAGCCGGGCGCGGCGGUGCUCUCCUCGGACGGGCGCCGCGUCAUGUCGCACCCGAUGGCGCGCAUCCGACUGUCGUUCGACCCCGCGUCGCCGCGCACACUCCCCCCCACCAUCACGGGGGUGACGGCCAAAGUAACGGCGCACACGUACUACUCCUCCGGUACCAUCUCCUCAUUCCCCAACCUCGGCGAGUGGAACGCGCCCUACCUCACCGACCGCCGCGGCCAGUUCUUCACAUCCACCUCCCUCCCGCCCGUCACCCUCGCCGAGCAGCCCGCCUGGACCUCCCCCUCCUCCAAGCCCUCAUCCCCCCUCGCACGCCGCGACUCCGGCUACGGCAGCAGCAUGCACUCAGCCCGCAGCAGCAGCAGCGAUCUCGACACCAACACCAACAACACCCACAACCCCCUCUUGCCACCAAACCACAAGCAACAACAACAACAGCAAACCACCACCAUCAGAGUCCCGCUCUCCCUGCCCACCGACAAGCGCACCUUCGUGCCCACCUUCCACUCGUGCAUCGCCAGCCGCGUCUACACCGUGCAGCUGACCGUCGCGCUGGCAAGCAAGGGCGCGUCGAACACGGUCACCCUGACCGUGCCGCUGCAGGUGGCGGUGGAUGCGUCUACUUCGGGUUCCGCUUCGGGGUCGGUUUCUUCGAGGGCGUCGUCGGAGAGUGGGGAAAAUGAAACCGAAGAGGUGGUGGUUGGUAGUGGUGGGCCGCCGAGUUUUGAGGAGGCUGAGGCGGAUGAGCAUUUGAGGCCGCGGGUGUUGCUGGUGCCGUCGGAAGAGGAGUUGGGUGGUGGUGGUGGUGGUGGGAGGGAGCGUGGGAGUUGGAUGCUGGCGGCGGGGGGGGAGGGGCAGGCGGCGGAUCGCGGGGGGUUGCCUGAGUAUGGGGAGGCGGGGUGGAGGAGGAGGGUGGAUUGA
Messenger RNA from Chaetomium globosum CBS 148.51, 1650 nucleotides. RefSeq lists its product as uncharacterized. The coding region runs from base 1 to 1650 and encodes 549 amino acids. The record is from RefSeq and is a predicted model, not a curated record. NCBI's taxonomy places the organism in Eukaryota, Fungi, Ascomycota, Sordariomycetes, Sordariales, Chaetomiaceae. The transcript has a single exon.